CACUUCUCAGAGUCCAUCGCCCACCUGAUGAGUGAUGUGAUGGUUUCUGAUGUUUAGAUUUUGUGCGGGACUCUUCUUCGUUGACCGUCUCUCUAUUCCACAUUUUGCUUCUUCAAAUCGUUCUGAGGAGUUGCCCCUGAAGCUAUAAAAUACUCCCAAAAUGGAUAUUUCUGAAGAGGAAGUUGACACUGAUUCUGCAACCGGAUCGAAAGAAUCAAGCGUUGGGGAAAACAGUUUGGAUUCUAUACAGUCUGAAGAGCAUGAUGAUGAUUCUGCGAGCGGAUCAAGCGAUGGAGAAAUGAUUCUGGAUUUACUGCUUGAUGAUAUGUCUGAUGAUUUAACAGACCAACUUGAUGAUAUUAUUGCACCUAGGAUCCCUUCACUUAGGGCACUACAAACCUCCAAUAACCAACUCUUAGAGCGCUCAGACUACAAGUAUACAGUGUUUCAUGCAAUGACGGCCCUCAAUAAUCUAACUGGUGUGAGGAUGUGGUCACCUUUAUACCUAGCAUCGAUGAGACAUAUUCAGGCUGAUGUAACUCACAGAGAGGCCUUCUUUGCAUUUCCUGAUCCGGAGGAUAAGAUUUGCUUCUUAGAGUACAGGACUGGCAAAAAGAGAGAUGAAUGACUUUGUUAUGAUUCUUACUUUUCUAUUGCUCGUCUCCUGUGUAUUACUUAUGCUUGGUUAAAUGGUUUCUUAUCGAAUAUAAAGACUUUCUGUUUGAUU
Messenger RNA from Capsella rubella, 727 nucleotides. RefSeq names its product UPF0725 protein At2g20625. The record is from RefSeq and is a predicted model, not a curated record. Lineage: Eukaryota; Viridiplantae; Streptophyta; Magnoliopsida; Brassicales; Brassicaceae. The transcript is spliced from 2 exons. The coding region runs from base 161 to 628 and encodes 155 amino acids.